UCCACGGGCCCACGCCCUGCCCACGAUACGACGGAGGGAACCGUACCGCGAUGCCUAGCAGCUCCAGCACGUUCAGAUCAUUGCGUGAUGGGGCCCUCCCCUCCUUCAGGGUGCAUAAGGUGGUCCCUGUUGAGGAAUGCGGAGCACAGCAGUCCUCCUCUGUCGCUAUCGAUGGUGGUGGGGUUGGAGGGGUUCCAGAAAUCCAGCGCCCACCGCCUCUUCUGCGGCAUGUGAAGUCGGGGCUGAACAGGUUAUAGGCUUAUAGCUGAUACCUACAUACGUCAGUGGUCCGGUCUGUGCAUACCUUAUCGCUGCGAAUGAUUCAUCUGCUAUCUAGCUUUUGGACCGUAUUGGCAAUAGCUCAGGUCAGCUUCGGCCAGCAUGCAAGGCUCCCGGACCUGUCUAGACCGUGGACGUACUGUGUAGCCAAAGCCAAAGCCCAAAAUGACUCUCGGAGGGAAAUCCCGCAUACUGCAGAGACCAUGUUCACAGGGAAGCCGAGAUGUCAACGGGAAACUCAACUUUCGUCGAGAUCACCAAACCACUGCGAACGAACCGUCGGCGAUCAGCGGAGGAAAAGGGACCAUGACAUCAUGCUGCAGCGACCCCAACCGGGUCGAGGGGCGCUCCGUUAUUGGUUCGGCACGUGGCCGGCUCAACUUUAUUUGCCUCAGGCAUAUAGGGAGGUUCCCUGGCACGUGACAUACUCGGCGGCUCGGAAUGACCAUUAUUCCGGACGGCUCUAGCGCGAUGGGUGCGGAAAGGCCGUCCAAGGGCCUCAUCCAACAUCGUCUGGACAGGAUACUGUAGUUGGCGUUGUUGGCCUUGAUCAUACGCAUUCACUAUACGUA
Messenger RNA from Aspergillus ibericus CBS 121593, 851 nucleotides. RefSeq lists its product as uncharacterized. The record is from RefSeq and is a predicted model, not a curated record. Lineage: Eukaryota; Fungi; Ascomycota; Eurotiomycetes; Eurotiales; Aspergillaceae. The coding region runs from base 318 to 746 and encodes 142 amino acids. The transcript has a single exon.